CCAUGUUACAACUCCAUAUGUAACGUACGUUCCUUCUUCAAUCCAUCAUAAAUUCAAUUAAAAUUUUAUAAUGGAGUCACAGUAAGUUUUUUCCGUGUUUCUUUGUUUCCAUCCUGAACAACAAAUAUAGCAAGCACCACAAUAAUCAGUCAUAACAUUGAUAUCCCCUUCCAUUUUUUUUCUUGAAUGGUUCACAUUGGUCUCUAUCAUUUUACAAGGCAGCUAAACUACCUACUUUCUGCAUCUACUAACUACCUAUCUGUUCAAGAGCCGAUCCUAGGGAUCCUCCUGCAAAUCCCGGUGAAGUAAGCUCCAAAAAUCUACCUGCUGCUCAAAAUGAAUACUGACAAGAGCAGGAUUAUCUAUUUAAUUUAGAUAUGUCUUGUGAUCUCAUGUCUGAAUGGGACAUCCAACAGGCUCGUGAAAAGCCUGUUGCUGUCAUUGGGGUCAAAGAUGCGCAAUUAUCUGCCCCUGUUGGAGCCAACGCAUGGGGAUGGAAUGGGGUCAUGGCUGAAUGUCCAAUUCAACCGAUUCUCGUAUCAGUUUCUGUUGCUCUGCGACGAGCUUUCAAAAUGGCAUCUGAAGAUGAUGACAUUACGGAAGAUACUAUCCAUUAUGGUCGUAUCAGAUCUGCAAUCCUCGAAACUGUCCACAGAUAUAACACAAAACUCAAACCAGACAAUGCAGCGGAACUCUCUAUCAAGAAUAUCGUAACACAUCUUAUCGGUGCUCUUACCAUCAGGCACCACUUGACAGUUGGCAAAAAUGUCAAUUGGUCUUCAGUCAAAGUUAUGCUUCCAAAGUCAUCUUUACAUGGUGCUGGGACCAGUCUCACAAUGCAAACUAUUUACAGGGAAGAAAUAUUGGAAGACCAGGAACUGGGUUCCCCGGAGAGUAUUGGCGUUAUGGGACGUAGUCUUAGCCUUCGAAUCCAUGACCUUACAGUUCCCACCCUGAUAGGCAUGCUGGAAAAAGAGCGCUUCAGGAAACAGAAUGUGAUUGUGAAUGUUGAGGUGGACCGGUGGCUAUGGUAUGGAGAUUCACAUUGGGAUAUGGAGCAGAUAAUUGUGAAGGUAACUACUAGCCAGGCGCAUUUAUUGCUAUGUAUUUCUCACCAUGUGUACUAACUUCACCUUGAUAACUCUAGGCGAUGGAGGAAUCGUCGUUCCAGACUCUGGAAGCACUUGCAGAGCACAUAGGCAAACUUCUCACCAGAUACGUUUUGAUUCCUAAAAUCAUCGGAGCAGUCAGCACAGCAAGUUCCGAAGCUGCCAAGACGUGGGAAAGUUUCAGCGAUGACUACAAAAAGGUUCCAUGGGAGGAAACGGACGUAAAAGAUUUCUGUUCGAUCGUUAAUAUCAAAUUGGAGAAGCCAGGUAUAUAUAUGGAUACCAUACCAGGUGUUGAGAUGUCCAUGGACAUCCAACCGCAGUCCAACUCGCCAUAUUUUUAUUUGUGGGAAGACUACGAGAAGUUGAAAAUACCUGAACGCUCUUACAAUGGCACACUCAAGGACUGGAUUGCGGAGAAUUACCCCGACGAGCCACUGGCAUACCGUAAGCGAAAGUUAGAAGCCUCAGAAACCGAGCCCGCUAAGUCCAGAAAGACUACCGAAGAAGUCAAUUCUCAUCCAUCAUCUCCCAAUCCUACAGCCUCCUGAAAGUUGCAGAAGGGGGUCAAAGGUGGCUUUUGCCAACAUCAAAUCCUCCGGGUUCCAACUCUUCUGUCUUGGAUUCGCGAGCAUUGAAAUGGGAGCGCAUGGAUGUCAAUAGCGGUUAUUUCUUGGGAUGAGAAAAUCAUCUUUUAGGAUAAGUCGAGUUCGCAUCUUCAUGUAUUGAUCUACUUUACGUACUUUAGGUGCAACGCUACGGAAACAUGUGCCAGAUAUCCUGCUCAUGCUUAGAUUAGUGUAGUAUUGCACAUCAUUGGAUCAAAAAAGACAGCUCAUUCAUUAACUAUGCGACAGGUUUCUUGUGACUACUGAUUGUGUAUGUUUCUUACUAUUGCGAUUUAUGAAUGGACAUCGAGUUAUGAGUAAGUGCGAAAUAAGGAUGGUUCA
Molecule: messenger RNA, 2059 nt
Organism: Sclerotinia trifoliorum
Lineage: Eukaryota; Fungi; Ascomycota; Leotiomycetes; Helotiales; Sclerotiniaceae
Source: the annotation of a GenBank genome assembly